Messenger RNA from Klebsormidium nitens, 1585 nucleotides. Lineage: Eukaryota; Viridiplantae; Streptophyta; Klebsormidiophyceae; Klebsormidiales; Klebsormidiaceae. The record is from the annotation of a GenBank genome assembly.
AAGCUUCCUUGACUUGCAACUUGAACAGGCCGCUUCCCAGCACAUCGGGUGGAGUGCUAUCACAUCAUGGCUACUGAACUGGAGCGCAAAGGCAAUGCCUUGUUUGUUGACGAGGAUUAUGAUGCAGCCUUGGAGUGCUACACCCAGGGAGUGGAGAUGGAUCCCGGCAAUGCCAGCCUUUACGCUAGCCGGGCGGCGGCGCAUCUGAAGUUGGAAAAUUUUCUCGAUGCUAUCGUGGAUGCAAACAAAGCCAUCGAGAUCGACCCUAGCAUAAGCAAGGCAUACCUGAGAAAAGGGAUGGCAUGCUUCUCACUUGAGGAGUUCCAGACCGCCAAGGCAACAUUUGAGCAGGGGCUCAAGCUGGACCCCAAAAACUCCCAGUACAAGACAUGGAUCCGCAAGUGCGACGUGGAGCUAGCAGAUGAAAAUGAGCCCUCAGAACCAGCACCCGCUGUCACCAGUUCCGUUCCGACUCCUACCACCUCAAGCCAACCAGCGAAAGAGUCUCCGUCUGUCAGUCCCAAAACGGAAGUAAAGGACGAGGAGACAGCAGAGGCGCCUGAGCCAAGCCCUCCACAAGUCUCGCAGCCGCCGCUACCGCCGCCCAAGUACAGACAUGAGUUCUAUCAAACAGCCACCCAAGUAACAGUGACUGUGUUCGCGAAGAAGAUCAAAGCAGAGGAGCUGAAAGUGGAGAUCGGGGUACAAACGCUGAGCGUCAAGAUCGACACGGGAGACGGGGAUCCCUAUUCUCUGCAGCUGCGGCUAUACGGAAAGGUGGUUCCAGAAAAGAGCCGACACAUCCUUAUGGGGACCAAAAUCGAGAUCAAGCUUGAGAAAGCGGAGUCAAUCCAAUGGACGGGCCUCGACUACGCCGCCAGGAAGCUAGACCAGCCCGUCAACGUGUCCAACGAAACGGCGGCGGUGUCAGCGCGCGUGUUCCCUUCUUCUCGGAAGCGCCCGGAGCCGAUGGACUGGGACAAGCUAGAGGCGAGCAUCAAGGCCGAAGAGAAGGACGAGAAGCUGGAGGGCGACGCGGGGCUGAACAAGCUGUUUCAGCAGAUCUACGCCAACGCAGACGAGGACAUGCGGCGCGCGAUGAACAAGUCGUAUGUCGAGUCAGGAGGGACGACCCUGUCUACGGAUUGGAAAGACGUGGGCAGCAAGUUCAUCGCGCCCCAUGGAUCCAGCAAGGACAAGUAAGCCCAUUACUGGUGGGUCGUGCUGCUCGAAACAAGUACAGCGGUUGGCGGUCUAUCUUUUGAGAGAGCUGAGACAACGAAAGGUCGGUGUGUUCGAUCAGAGAUCUUAGGCAACAGGUUGGGUUGUACGUGGCAACUCGCUUGAGAGAAGCAGACACGUCCCUACCAUUCUAGAAGUAGUAAAAGCUUUGGAUAGUCUGGUUGACAUGCUGCCCUUGGUGGUAAAUUGUUGCUUGUGACUGCUCUACAAGCGCACCAAAACUGGGCCGGUUCCGAGUCCGCCAGGUGGCACAUAAACUGCUAGAUGAAGGAGAACGAAGCAGUCGGAUUGAAAGAGGAUUCUAUAGAUUGUCAACAUGCAUAUGCUGAGUCUGGUCGUGCCA